This is a messenger RNA of Pneumocystis jirovecii RU7, 318 nucleotides long. RefSeq lists its product as uncharacterized. The coding region runs from base 1 to 318 and encodes 105 amino acids. The record is from RefSeq and is a predicted model, not a curated record. The transcript is spliced from 3 exons. NCBI's taxonomy places the organism in Eukaryota, Fungi, Ascomycota, Pneumocystomycetes, Pneumocystales, Pneumocystaceae.
AUGUCGAGAGAUUUAGGAUGGGAGGUUGAUGAGAGGUUUUUAGCGGAAGAAGGGGAAGAAAAAGAGGGAAAGUCUAUGAGUCGACAUUUUAGCAAAAAUAUAACUAUGAAAAAUAAUGGCUGUGAAAGGGUAAAUGUGGGAGGAAAAAAUACACAAAAAGGUAGCAACAGGGACGAGAUUUGUAUCGAUAGAAUAAGGAGAAGUGUAUGGGAUCAGAAACAGGGGAGAGUUAAGGGUGAUAAUGACAUAAAUCAGGGAAAAAAGCAACAUACAAGAUACCAGGACGAAACUAGUAAUGAAAAAAAUUAUUCUUGCUGA